UUCCGGUUGGAGACGUGGCUCAAGGGCCGCCAUCUUGGCAGUGGGUGAAGCGGCCGCGGCUCCUGUCAGGGGCAGCAGGUCCCGUCUGCCGGUGCGCCCCGUGCCCCGAGCCCGCCAGCCCAGCCCUGCGGAGCCGCCGCGAGCGCAGCCGCGUCCUCAGGAUGCUCCUCACCUGUACAAGACAGGUUUCUGUAAAGCUGAGAAGCCUCGCCAGUAGGAUGUUGACAUUUCAGUGGUCAUAUCUUAGCAUUGAGGCUUCUUCCCCAAUGUGUGCUGUUGGCAGCAGCGGUCUGCACGAAAGCGGGAAAGGCUAUUGUUUCCCGACAGUUUGUGGAGAUGACUCGAACUCGCAUUGAGGGCUUGUUAGCAGCUUUUCCAAAGCUUAUGAACACUGGAAAACAACAUACAUUUGUUGAAACAGAGAGUGUGAGAUAUGUCUACCAGCCUAUGGAGAAACUGUACAUGGUACUGAUCACUACCAAAAACAGUAACAUCUUAGAGGAUCUGGAAACCCUCAGGCUCUUCUCCAGAGUGAUCCCUGAAUAUUGCCGAGCCUUAGAGGAGAAUGAAAUAUCUGAUCACUGUUUUGAUUUGAUAUUUGCUUUUGACGAAAUUGUUGCCCUGGGAUACCGGGAGAAUGUUAACCUGGCACAGAUCAGAACCUUCACAGAAAUGGAUUCUCAUGAGGAGAAGGUGUUCAGAGCAGUCAGAGAGACUCAAGAACGUGAGGCCAAGGCUGAGAUGCGGCGCAAAGCAAAGGAAUUGCAACAGGCCCGAAGAGAUGCAGAGAGACAGGGCAAAAAAGCACCAGGAUUUGGGGGAUUUGGAAGUUCCACAGUCUCUGGAGGCAGCACAGCUGCCAUGAUUACAGAGACUAUCAUUGAAACUGAUAAACCAAAAGUGGCACCUGCGCCAGCCAGGCCUUCAGGCCCCAGCAAGGCUUUGAAACUUGGAGCCAAAGGAAAGGAAGUAGAUAACUUUGUGGACAAAUUGAAAUCUGAAGGUGAAACUAUCAUGUCCUCCAAUAUGGGCAAGCGUACCUCUGAAUCCACCAAAGUGUAUGUUCCACCCAUUAACAUGGAAAGUGUGCACAUGAAGAUUGAAGAAAAAAUCACACUAACCUGUGGACGGGAUGGAGGAUUACAGAAUAUGGAGUUGCAUGGCAUGAUCAUGCUUAGGAUCUCAGAUGAUAAAUUUGGCCGAAUUCGUCUUCAUGUGGAAAAUGAAGAUAAGAAAGGGGUGCAGCUACAGACCCAUCCAAAUGUAGAUAAAAAACUUUUCACCUCAGAAUCUCUAAUUGGCUUGAAGAAUCCAGAGAAGUCAUUUCCAGUCAACAGUGAUGUAGGCGUGCUAAAGUGGAGACUCCAAACCACAGAGGAGUCCUUUAUUCCACUGACAAUUAAUUGCUGGCCCUCAGAGAGUGGAAAUGGCUGUGAUGUCAACAUAGAAUACGAGCUACAAGAAGAUAAUUUAGAAUUGAAUGAUGUGGUUAUUACCAUCCCACUCCCAUCUGGUGUUGGCGCACCGGUUAUUGGUGAGCUCGAUGGCGAGUAUCGACACGACAGUCGACGAAAUACCUUGGAGUGGUGCCUGCCAGUGAUUGACGCCAAAAAUAAGAGUGGCAGCCUCGAGUUCAGCAUUGCUGGGCAGCCCAAUGACUUCUUUCCUGUCCAAGUCUCCUUCAUCUCCAAAAAAAAUUACUGUAACAUACAGGUAACCAAAGUGACCCAGGUAGAUGGGAACAGCCCAGUAAGGUUUUCCACAGAGACCACUUUCCUGGUGGAUAAGUAUGAAAUCCUGUAAUACCAAGAAGAGGAAACGGAAAAGGAAAACUUUCAAAUUAAUAAAGAAGAAGCCAACAGUGGCUGAAGAAUUUUUUUUCCAAAUCUACAAGCCAUUGGAGACCCUUUUUUUCUAGUAUGCACGGUUCUCGGCGCUCAAGGACCCUCAACUCACCCUCAGUGUUUCAUGUCACAGACACAUUCUUUGGCAAAGAAAUGACACAAACAGAAAGGGAAAGGCUGCUGAUUUCUUUGGCAGAUUUUACUGGCCAGCAGGAAAGCAAGCUCCAGAGAAUGCCCCCAGUUAAACACCUUCUCUGCCUGGCCUCGGCUGCUCCUUUAUUUUAAUCCCUAAACAUAUAGUUAUAGUUCAUACUUACUUUGUUUUUAAAAGUUCUCUGCAGAAAAUUUUAAUCUUUCAUACUCCUUUUCUUUACCUUCAGUUCUUUUCUUUCUAUACAUUCAAGCACUGGGAUCAUCUGUAUACAUGUGUUGUAUUUAUUGGGUGCUCCUAGACCAAGUUGAUCUACUCCAGUCUUGAUUUUUAGACUAUACAGGUGAAUUGUUUAAAGUGUUUGGAGUUUAGAAGUUAAAAGAUGAGGAUGUCUCGUGUUCUUUUCCUAUAUCCACUUAUUCUUUCACUCCUGUGACAAGUUGUUUUCCUUUUAGGCUGGUCCCUCCAGUUUAGAACGGUACUGGGAGUAUUAAAGACAGCUGGGAACGGUUUCAAAUGGCAUAGCCCGCUGAAAGAUGUCUGGGAGGAGAAGAGUUAUGUCCAGCUGGGGAUUUCUCAUCCACAGGCAGUCAUGUCUGCUGCUGGUGCUGCCGAGGCUUCCAGUUCUCCACAUUUUGGGUACUUCACCUAAAACAUCAUAGCUCAUAGUCUUUGGAAUCCAUUCAUAUUCCUCAGGUUCACCACCUCCCUCCUACUGGCUGUUGUCUAUGUCAUCAGUCCUUUUCUGGCAGAGACAAGGGUAUGAUUUUGGAGGCGUGUGUUCAGUGAGUCCUUGUGCCAAUUCCAUUGGCCCUAAACUAUCCAGGAGACUGCAUUGCCACCAGGAUUUUAGCAUUUCAAAAGGCAGCUGAUUAUACUGGCAUGUGUUAGAUUGCUGACAUCUACUCCCACUUCUGGCCUGCCCAGCCUUUUUUCACCAGCCUAUCUGUCCCUGUCUCUGAAAUCCAUCCAUUUCCUCGUCCAAGUCUUUUCCAGUGAGUGUCAUCAUUAGUAGUUAUUUUCUUAGCCCCUUCUUAUCCAUUACUUUUCCAAUUGAGAGGACUACACCAGCCAGCCCGUCUUUGGCCUUUAGCUCAGUAUUGCGCCCAGAAGGGUUGGUGUAGCUGCUGGGGGUGGCAGCCACAGGUGGGAGGAGGCAGGGGACUGGAUGACUCUGCACUGUCCUCUGGUGGAGAGGUCCACGCCCACUCGGAGCACGAAGAGUGUGUGGUACUUGAAGCAAAGCAGUCGCUCACCAAUGGUCAUGGAUGGAGUUGUUUGCCAAAGAAGCAUCUGGCCUUUCCCUUUCCCCUGACGGCAUCAGGGAAGAAUCCUUAUCUCCAGCUUGGUUUCCACCUGGGUUUUUUUGUUUGUGUGUUUUUGGUUUUUUUUUAAGGAAGGGGCCUGGGACAAGAAAUCUGUCAUGUAGUUAAAUAGGCAAAUCUUAUUAAUCCAGUUUUGUUUGAGAGUUGCUUGUCCAUAUGAUUUUUUUAAAGUCAAGUUUAGUUUUACAAAAACUUUUUUCUGAAAUUACUUUUGGGGUAUUAUUUAAAAUGAGAGAUGUUUUGUAACCCUGUAAAAUACAUAGGGAAUAUAACAUUCCAGUGUACACAAGAAAGGAAAAUUCUUUAAUCAAAUAAAUAGUAUUAUAAAAUGAA
Messenger RNA from Eptesicus fuscus (big brown bat), 3653 nucleotides. It is a transcript of the gene ARCN1, whose product is annotated as archain 1. The record is from RefSeq and is a predicted model, not a curated record. The transcript has 11 exons. Gene Ontology annotation, biological process: Golgi localization; endoplasmic reticulum to Golgi vesicle-mediated transport; retrograde vesicle-mediated transport, Golgi to endoplasmic reticulum. NCBI's taxonomy places the organism in Eukaryota, Metazoa, Chordata, Mammalia, Chiroptera, Vespertilionidae. The coding region runs from base 337 to 1803 and encodes 488 amino acids. Gene Ontology annotation, cellular component: cytosol; COPI vesicle coat.